GCCAUUUUGCAUGAAAAAAAAAAAAAUCACUGAAGAUUUCCGUGGUCUCUUGACAGAAUUCUGCACCGGACUCCUUACUCUGCCUGUAGAGGUUUACUUUUUUUUUUUCCCCCCCUGACAUAAGUUGCAUUGCUUGAAUAAGCAGUGUUCAGUUAUAGCUAUCUCUGCUAAAUGAAAGAAUGGCAGGAGUUGCCAGUGGAAAUGAUUUUCAGUGGUGUUUCUCACAAGUGAAGGGUGCGAUUGAUGAAGACGUUGCAGAAGCUGAUAUAAUUUCAACGGUUGAAUUCAACCAUUCUGGAGAGUUACUAGCAACUGGAGACAAGGGAGGCAGAGUUGUCAUAUUUCAACAUGAAGAGGAGUGUAAAAAUCGACUGCAGCUGCGAGGGGAAUACAAUGUCUAUAGCACUUUUCAGAGUCAUGAACCUGAAUUUGACUACUUGAAAAGUUUAGAAAUUGAAGAAAAGAUUAACAAAAUAAGAUGGUUACCACAACAAAACUCAGCACAUUUUCUACUUUCAACAAAUGAUAAAACAAUCAAAUUGUGGAAAAUCAGUGAACGAGACAAAAGGGCUGAGGGUUACAACUUAAAAGACGAAAAUGGACGUCUCAGGGAUCCUUUUAGAAUUACCUCACUGCGGGUACCAGUGCUGAUGCCCAUGGAUCUCAUGGUAGAGGCAAGUCCUCGGAGGGUGUUUGCCAAUGCUCACACAUAUCAUAUUAAUUCAAUAUCUGUAAAUAGUGAUCAUGAAACUUACCUCUCCGCUGAUGACCUAAGAAUUAACCUUUGGCAUUUGGAAAUAACAGACAGAAGUUUUAACAUUGUAGAUAUCAAGCCCGCCAACAUGGAAGAACUGACAGAGGUUAUCACAGCUGCAGAGUGCCAUCCAAAUCAAUGCAAUGUAUUUGUGUACAGCAGUAGCAAAGGCACCAUACGUCUAUGUGAUAUGAGAGCAGCAGCACUCUGCGAUAGGCACACCAAGUUCUUUGAGGAGCCUGAGGAUCCAAGCAGCAGAUCAUUCUUCUCUGAGAUCAUCUCCUCCAUCUCUGAUGUGAAGUUCAGUCACAGUGGGCGCUACAUGAUGACACGGGACUACCUCUCAGUCAAGGUGUGGGACCUCAACAUGGAGAACAGGCCAGUGGAGACAUAUCAGGUUCAUGAAUAUCUUCGCAGCAAACUUUGCUCGUUGUAUGAAAAUGACUGCAUCUUCGACAAGUUUGAGUGCUGCUGGAACGGUAGCGACAGUGCUAUCAUGACUGGCUCCUACAACAACUUCUUUCGGAUGUUUGACCGCAAUACCAGGAAGGACAUCACACUGGAGGCGUCCAGGGAGAGCAGCAAACCGCGGGCCACACUCAAACCCCGCAAAGUCUCCACUGGUGGCAAGAGGAAGAAGGAUGAAAUCAGUGUGGACAGCCUGGAUUUCAACAAGAAGAUUCUGCACACUGCCUGGCACCCCAAAGAAAACGUAAUUGCCGUAGCAGCCACCAAUAACCUGUAUAUUUUCCAGGACAAGAUCAACUAAAAAAAAAAAAAAAAGGCUUUUACUGUUCCUUCUUAGUUAAGCCUAGUGGUUGAUCUGUAACAGAAACAUAUUGCCCUCUCUUCCUUCUGGUGAAGUUGAAAGCACUCUCCUCCUUGUUGCGGCGGGAGGACAAUUGGCCAGACAUUUUUCUUCUUUUUGUUUUUUGUCUGUUGAUUUUGCCCUGGGUGAAUCAGUGCCUGGGCAAAGAUUGGACCCUAAGAUCCCACCUUGCGGUAAAUCAAUGGAACGGCACUCCCAAGUGAUCAGACUCUUGAACAUUGGUGUUUGAGACAUUUUCAGCCUUCAUUUCAUUAUCUAACAACUGAACUAUGGAAAGCUCUGGAAAAUGACCCAUGUCAUUAUUAGAACAUCCUCAAUGAGAUUUUGGGGCCUUUCUUGAACAUGGUUAUUCUGUGGGUUAUACCUGUUAACAUUCCCCCAUAUUCACUAUGUGUUCAGGCCAACUUGCAAUAAGUUGAAUUUGAAAAGUGGACUUUUCUUUACCACUCUUUACCUCAAUUCAUCUCCCAGACAUGGUAACGUUAUCUCACUGACUGUAUCUAUUCAAAUACACCUUUAUGGUGAAUUCAGUUAAUAAAGUAACUAAAACUAAAAAAAUAAAAAGAAUAACUAGCUGUUUUAAAUCGUGUUCUUAAUUGCUUUGCAUGUGUUUAUGUUGUAGAGAGGUGGGGGGAAAAAAUCUGUUAUUUAUUUAUAAAAUGUUGUUGCAAUUUCCAUAUGACAAUUCAGAACCACCAUUUGAGAUGAUUACGGAUGUUUAACAGGAUGGGUUAUGCUCCCUUACCCAUUACAGCUUGGCAAGGAACUUUUUGACAAUACAUUUUUUGUUCUUAAAUAUAACAAAAACAGUUUUUAAAUGUCAAUUUCCAAAUAUAGGUGAUAAUCAACAAAACAAUUAACAUCUCUGACAUUUUUUAUCCAAACUUUGUAUUGAGUGAGAAAUGCCUCAUCCAUCUGUGUAGAUCUUUUUAUUGUCAAACUGUAUGAAACUACUUCUACUGUACCGGUUUUUGCAAAGAUUUUGGAAUAGUCUAAAAUGGCGCAGAAACUCCACUCAGUGCAAAAUGUGGAAUUAAUAUUUAAGCUAUCUAUCAGAUGAUUUCAAACAUAGCUGUCAUAGAGAAGCUGAAGUUUCCUUUCAUUGGAUAAGUUGGACUGAGAAAGACAUGUUACCCCACACAGUCUGUGUACUCCUAUGAAAUGUCAUGUUGAACAGCUUAAUGAGCUUACCAUCUUGACAGCUUUCCUCUGUUCAUUCAAUAUCUUUCUGUCCUGCUAUCACUUCUGGUAGCAUUUGUUUUUAUUAAGAAAAUGCUAGCCAAUAUGGCAAAAUGAAAUUAUUUUGUGUUCGUAGGGGGCUACAAAAACAUAUUUUGCCAAAUUAUUUCAAUCGGUUGUUGUUUGACAGUGACAAGUUGUUUUCAUUUUGAUUUAUUAUCCCCCAAUUAACUAGCCCCAUAGGAAUAUUUAAAGGUAAACAUACUUUGCCACCUAUCAUUAAGAUCAGUCUAGUGCAGCUGCACGCCAAAUGGAUGAGUACCAAAUGGAUGAGUAGGAUUAAAGCAGGAUGUUUUACUCAUUCCACAGAGGGCCUUGUGUUUGCUGGUAUAUUUUUUUUCUCUUUCCGUUAGUGUCAAAUUAAACCUAGACAACAAACUGAGUUGAGGUGAGGUUUUGAACUUAAGUAAUGAAUACAGUUUAGGAGCAAAGUUCUGCAGACAGUCAUGUUGAAUUUAAUUAAUCAAAUGUAUUGUAUAAAGCCCUUUUUACAUCAGCGGUUGUCACAAAAUGCUCAUACAGAUAUCCAGCCUAAAACCCCAAACAGCAAACCCCAAGAAAUGUUUACACAGUGGGUAGAAAAAACUACUAGAGUAAGAAACUAGGAAACCUGGUUGGGCACCUGGGAAGCAAUUUGACUGCCUGGCUGAAGGGUAGAUGGAAAGGAUUUUGUUUAUUACACUGUUGUCUCAGGAUUCUAUCCAGCAUCCUUUUGGUUCCUGGCCCAGUGCUCCUAACCUCUGGUUUACCUGCUGCCCAAGUUUUGGACAUGUAAGCAACCCAAAGAAAAACUGUGAUAACUCCGUUAAAAAACAUUGACGUCACACAUGUCAGCUUGGGAUGAGACAGAAUAACUUCUCAGUCUCAAUCUUCUACACUUUGUAGAAUACUUUUUAUAUAUGUAUAUACACACAAUUACAUGUUAUAUAACAUUGGUAACGGGUAAUGGAGCAUACAUUUUCUGUAGCUACUGUACAGUAGAGUCCAAUUAUGUGCUAGUGUCAAUUUAUUUAUUGCUCUCAUUUAAGAUUCAGGCUGGAAACUGCAUGGGAGGAGACAAUAUAAAGGGAGUACUGUAUACAGCCUUAAUCUGUCUAAGUCUACCAAUGACAGCUACCAGUUAUGUCCCUAAAACUUUUACAAACCUUAUGUGCAUUAUAUUUUCUUCAAUUUUAUUUUGUAGAUUUGUCAUUACUGCUGCUAUUUGUGGCUGUCUGUAAAAACACCAGUUGUUUAAAGAAGAAUACUUCACACGCAGAUCUAGUUAUAUACAGAGUGCCUCCAAAACAUGGGAAUUUGAUGGUUCUUUGUGUGGUACGUGGUGAUGGUCCAGACAAGCCUCUCACAUGUGCCCUUUAAUGAUCAUUCAUUGGGAUGCCAAUAAAGUCAAAACUGCAUACUUUAUUUUCCAAGUUAUCAAUGCAAAAAUUAAGGUUUAAUAAUAGACAAACAUGUACUUAUUACAACAUUAAAAACAGGAACACUGGUAAUAAACAGUUUGUCUCUUAUUAUGAUUCUUAACAUGCUGGCGCUGUUUUCUCUUGUUUUGAUUUGUUGACCAAAGUCUAAUAAAAUGUAAUUGUGUUCAUGUGCAUUACAUUAAUGAUUUUAAAAAAUGUCAUUCACUUCAUUUUUUGACAUUAAUGACUAUUAGAAGCUGGUCAAUUAUGCUGGAGCACAGGUCAAAAACAUGGCAAUAAAUUAUUUUAUGAAAAACA
This is a messenger RNA of Esox lucius (northern pike), 4540 nucleotides long. Its product is annotated as serine/threonine-protein phosphatase 2A 55 kDa regulatory subunit B delta isoform-like. Gene Ontology annotation, biological process: peptidyl-serine dephosphorylation. The coding region runs from base 180 to 1523 and encodes 447 amino acids. Gene Ontology annotation, molecular function: protein binding; protein phosphatase regulator activity. The transcript is spliced from 10 exons. The record is from RefSeq and is a predicted model, not a curated record. NCBI's taxonomy places the organism in Eukaryota, Metazoa, Chordata, Actinopteri, Esociformes, Esocidae. Gene Ontology annotation, cellular component: protein phosphatase type 2A complex; cytosol.